Messenger RNA from Kwoniella shivajii, 3321 nucleotides. RefSeq lists its product as uncharacterized. Gene Ontology annotation, cellular component: plasma membrane. The coding region runs from base 1 to 3321 and encodes 1106 amino acids. Lineage: Eukaryota; Fungi; Basidiomycota; Tremellomycetes; Tremellales; Cryptococcaceae. The record is from RefSeq and is a predicted model, not a curated record. The transcript has 13 exons. Gene Ontology annotation, molecular function: ATP hydrolysis activity; P-type sodium:potassium-exchanging transporter activity; ATP binding. Gene Ontology annotation, biological process: sodium ion export across plasma membrane; potassium ion import across plasma membrane; proton transmembrane transport.
AUGCUAAUUGACCUUGAACACGAUGGGGCUAUGGACAAACGAUCCAUUGAUUCCACUCCUCAUCACAACCCCCAGACACAUACUCAUACUCUCAUGAAAAGCGUGACCAUUCAAGAAAAGUCGGGUGACAAUGCGCUGGGUCUCGAUAGGAGGAGGAGGGCUAAUCACAGUAGAGGAGAUAGUGCUAGUAGGAUAGUAGGCGAAUUCAGAACCUUAUCAAUAGACGUGACUGAAUCUCAACAAAGACCAACAGCCAAUCCUGCUCAAAAAGCUGUUGCUGCAAAAGAUAUUGCUGAGCUGGAAUGGCAUAAUCUCUCGGUGGAUGAAGUGCUUCAACGUCUGAGUGUCAAUCCCAAAGCUGGGCUGGAUGAGCAGCAAGUCAAAAGGAAAUUAAGCCAAUUCGGACCUAACGAGGUGAAGCCGCCAAAGGAUAAUCAGUUCAUGAAAUGGAUCAACUAUAUCUUUGGAGGAUUUGGUAGUCUCUUGAUGAUAGCCUCUGUCCUCUGCUUCAUUGCAUGGAAACCCCUUGGACAACCAAAUCCAGCAUUAGCGAAUCUCGCACUGGCUGUAGUUUUAUUGGUCGUCAACGCUGUUCAAACUGCAUUCAACGCAUGGCAAGACUAUUCCACUGGUCGAGUAAUGGCUUCCAUAUCUGGUCUUUUACCUUCAUCUGUUCUGGUCCUUCGUAAUUCAAGCAAAGCUCAUUUACCCGCCAAAGAACUUGUACCCGGAGAUAUCAUCUAUAUAUCUCUGGGUAAUAAGUUACCUGCCGAUAUUCGGUUUAUAGAUGUUUCCUCUGAUCUUAAGAUGGAUCGAAGUAUAUUAACCGGUGAAUCCGAACCAAUUCAAGCUUCAAUUGAUGUGACCGAUGAUAAUUUCUUGGAAACUAAGAAUAUCGGAUUACAAGGUACUUUAUGUGUUAGUGGUUCAGGAAUGGGUGUUGUCAUUCAAACCGGUGAUUUGACGGUCUUUGGACGAGUUGCCAAAUUAUCAGCUACAGGUGCACCAAGUCUCACAACUCUACAAAAAGAGAUUCUUAGAUUUGUUUUGGUGAUUGUCGCUCUUGCUUUGACUAUCGCUUUGAUCGUGGUAAUCCUCUGGGGCGCUUGGCUGAACAAGAAACAUAAAGGGUUCAUAAACACUCCAACACUCAUCAUCGAUGUUGUAUCUGUAUGUGUAGCUUUCAUCCCUGAAGGUCUACCAGCAAGUAUCACGAUAUCGCUUGCGGUAAUAGCCAAACGAUUAGCCAAGAACAAAGUACUGUGCAAAAGUCUCAUGACCGUAGAAACACUUGGUGCCGUUAAUGUACUUUGUUCAGAUAAGACUGGUACUUUAACCGAAAACAAAAUGACAGUUACCAAUAUCGCUGUCCUGCAAGAUGAAUGUGAUAUACAGCAAGGUAGAGACAGGAUUGUCUCAGGACAAGAUGAAGGAAAUGUCAUGGCACAAUUGGCAGCUGUCAUGGGUAUUUGCAAUGCCGCUUCGUUUGAUGAAAGUACCCUGGAUCAGCCAGUCUCGCUAAGACUGGUCAACGGUGAUGCUACAGAUUCUGCCAUCUUGCGAGGGGCAGAGCUAUUACGUCCUGUUGCGGAGUUCAUCAGUCCAUGGACAGAGGUGUUCAAGGUUAACUUCAACUCUAAGACAAAGUUUAUGCUCAAGUUAUGUCGUCCAGCAUCCUCUGAUUCGCCUGUUCGCCCUCUUCCUUGUGGACCAAACGACGUAUAUGGCUCGGAUGACUUGAUGCUCAUGUGCAAAGGUGCUCCAGAUGUCCUGCUCAAACGAUGUGCAUACAUCAAUGACCCAGCCGGCUCUUCGCCUCUGCCGUUAACAGAGGAUGUUCUAGCUCGUCUAACGGCGGUCCAAGAGAAAUGGGCAUCGAAAGGCCAACGAGUCCUUCUUUUGGCCAGGCGGAUGAUACCUCGAACUCUAAUUUCAAAGGAGUAUUCUUUCGAUCAACCUGAAUUUGCUGAUUUCGUCAACCAAGAAUUAAACCAACAGCUCACUGUAGUCGGUCUUGUUGGUCUUGUUGAUCCUUCACGGCACGAUAUCCCAGAAACAGUCCGUAUCAUGCGAGGCGCAGGCAUCAGAUUUUUCAUGGUUACAGGUGAUUUCGCUCUUACAGCCGUUGCAAUCGCGGAACAAUGUGGUAUCGUUUCUUCUUCAUCUCGAUUACAUCAUAUGAACGACCUUCCGCGUGCUCGGUCUUCUGAUCUCAUCGAACGUUUCGAUCCAGAGAAUCUAGAUGUCAACCCAAGUUUGGUUCUGACAGGAACGGAUCUGAUGGAAAUGUCAGAGUCUCAAUGGGAACAAGCAUGUCAAUAUCGUGAAAUAGUAUUUGCUCGUACGACACCUGAACAGAAAUUACGAAUCGUCAAAGAGCUUCAAAAGAGGGAAUAUGUCGUGGGUAUGACUGGAGAUGGUGUCAAUGAUGCUCCUUCACUCAAAGCCGCCGAUGUGGGUAUCGCUAUGGGUGGUGGAAGUGAUGUCGCUAUGGAAGCUGCGGAUCUCAUUUUACUCGAAUCUUUUUCAUCUAUCGUCGUGGCGGUUGAAUAUGGUCGUCUGGUUUUUGACAAUUUGAGAAAGACCUGUUUAUAUCUCUUACCUGCCGGUACAUUUUCUGAACUGAUGCCUAUCCUUCUGAACGUCCUGCUUGGUCUACCUCAGAUUCUGUCGAGUCUCCAAAUGAUCAUCAUCUCCGUAGUCACCGAUGUCCUUCCAGCCAUCUCAAUGUGUUUUGAGAAGCCUGAAGCUGGACUCCUGACUCGACCACCUAGAAACACGAAGAAAGAUCACUUGAUCAACUGGAGAUUUCUGCUUCACGCUUAUGGUUUUCUUGGAAUACCGGAAUGUCUUUGUGCAAUGAGUAUGGCUUUUUGGUAUUUACAAAAACAAGGAUUCAGGUUUUCUGACAUAGUAUUAGCAUAUAACGGAUUACCUCCUCAGUAUGACCCAGCUGCGUUUGCAGAGGCUGUUAAUCGGGCUCAAUCGAUCUACUUUUUCACCCUUGUGGGUAUGCAGACUGGUAAUCUGCUUGCUACUCGUACUAGACGAUUGAGUAUUCUCCAAGCGAAACCUUUCAAGUGGUCAGAUGAGAAUCGGAGAAACUACUGGACCAUACCAGCUGUAAUAGUGGCAUUAAGUUUCCUAUUUUUCUUCAGUUAUGUGCCGUUCUUCCAGCACACUUUCCUAACAAGAGGCGUCCCCAUCGAGCAUAUCCUGAUACCCUUCACUUUCGCUAUUGGUUUAUUACUUCUGGAUGAAUCUAGAAAAUACCUCGUAAGACGAUACCCGAGAGGCUUUUUGGCUAGGAUAGCUUGGUAA